AUUUUUUGACAGUUAGAAUUUUUUGAACAUUUUUUUCAUGUUCCUGAUAUCUUACCUUACUUUAAAAUUUUCUCUGGGGCGCGAUUUCUGGCGCACCCUGUAUACAACACAAUAUUAUCUUCUUUAAUAAUAAGGGAUUUUUAAGGUAUUGGAUAUUUAUAAUCUUUUAAACAUUUUUUUAAUGUUCCUGGUAUCUUAUCUUACUUACUUUUUUUGGUCUAUUUUCAAAACACCCUGUAUGUAUUUGUAUGAGAGAGAAUAUAAAGAUACGAAAGGCAAAGAGAAAGAUAGAGAGAACCAGGUACAGUAGAAAAAAAAAAUUGAGUACUGAUAGAAAAGCAGAACCAAGUACAGUGGAUAGAAUUAUUUUGUUUAUUUUUUUAUUCAUUCACGAUUUUCUUUCUGGUCUUGGAAAUUCGACAUUUCUGCUAGAAGGAUAUUGGAAAUGAUUUUUUUUUGUUACACAAUGGAAUGAUUUCAAAAUUUUAUUUUUAAUAAAAAAUUAAUAAAAACAGGCAGUUUAUUGGUAAAAUAAGUUUUUUUUUAAAUUUUUUAUGUGAAAAAUGUGGUUAAUACCAGAGUUACUUUUUUAUUAAUUGUCCUUUAAUUAAAAAAUGAGUAACUUUGCUGUCAAUACUGCCUCAAAAGUUUUAGUUUUAUUUAUGAAUCUUCUGUUUUAUUUCUUGCAGAAGUUUCUUAAAUAAUUUUGCACUGGAGCUGCUUGUAACUUUACUGUGGAACAAGCCAAAUAUUUUACUGUUCUUGGUUCUGUUUUUUAUCUAGGUACAUCGAAACAAAAUAAAAACUCUACGUUUUCUACUUGACUUUUGUGGCCGAAAUGAGCUUCUAUGUGAAACAACUCGGUCGAACAAUAACCGGCCGCGAUUCCGGCUCCAACAAACAAACUGCGAGCAAAAGUUGCGCCCUUUCUAUCGUCCGCCAACUCUUCCAUCUCGGUGUGAUCGAAGCCUUUUCCGGAACGUUGAAAAAGGAGAAGAGUGGCAGCGAAAUGAAACCUUUCGAUGUACAAAUCUCUCCCGAUUUACAAAAACAAAUCAAAGAUUGCCUCAACACUUUGAAUAUCAGUCCGGUAGAAGUCAAAUUGGAGGCCGCAAGUCAACCGGUGUCGCUUGUAAGCAACCACAUUUUGGACGACUUUCAAGCGUCUAAACCGGUGGCGGCGGGGGUGGUGCCGUGGUCGCCCCCACAACAGAAUUGGAACCCUUGGACUGGGUGCAAUAUCGACGAGGGGCCCUUAGCCAACGCCAAUUUGGACCAGUUGAGCGAGCAUUUCGCCGAGGAGUGCAAACAAAAGUUGAAUCAUGAUGCAGAUUUGAAAGCUAGCGUGGGAGAAAGGCAAGAGUUGCCGGUUUUUGCCAUGAAGGCGAAGAUUAUGGAGGCGAUUAAUGAUAAUCCAGUUAUUAUAAUUAAGGGGAAUACCGGGUGCGGUAAGACUACGCAGGUGUGUCAGUAUAUACUCGAGGAUUAUAUCAUGUCGGGUCAGGGUGCGUGGUGUAAUAUUUGUAUAACACAGCCUCGAAGAAUUUCGGCCGUUUCCGUCUCCGAGCGUGUAGCCAAUGAGCGUUGUGAACCGUUAGGACAGUCGGUGGGAUAUUCGGUUCGGUUCGAAUCGGUUCUUCCUCGACCUUACGGCUCGAUCAUGUUCUGUACGGUUGGGGUGCUUUUGAAGAAAUUGGAAAAUGGGCUUAGAGGAGUUAGUCAUGUGAUCGUUGAUGAGAUACACGAAAGGGACGUCAACAGUGACUUCAUUAUGGUGGUUUUAAGAGACAUGAUCCACACUUAUCCGGAUUUGCGCGUAAUCCUGAUGUCGGCAACCAUCGACACGAGUUUAUUUUCAAAAUAUUUCAACAAUUGUCCGGUGGUGGAGAUUACUGGGCGGACUUAUCCGGUCCAGCAGUAUUUCCUGGAGGAUUGCAUUGAACUCACUGGAUUCGUGCCUCCCACUGAAACCCGGAAACGUAAAGCCGGAGGUGGCGAUGACGACGAAAGUGCGAUUGGUGAUGAUGGCGACGAAAACAUGAACAAAAUAAUCGAUCCGAAAUUUAGUAAUCAAACUAAAAACGCGAUGGCUCGAAUGAGCGAACGGGAAGUUAGUUUUGAACUGAUGGAAGCCCUGCUAAAGUACAUUAAGUCACAGGAAAUUCCCGGAGCAGUUUUAGUUUUUCUUCCGGGUUGGAAUUUGAUAUUUGCGAUGAUGCGUCACUUGCAACAACAUCCGCUGUUUGGCGGGGCUGCGUACAAAGUUCUGCCUCUGCAUUCGCAGAUUCCGCGAGAGGAUCAAAGGAGGGUGUUUGAGCCGGUGCCUUCGCAUGUCACUAAGGUUAUCCUAGCGACGAAUAUCGCUGAGACUUCGAUCACGAUCAAUGAUGUGGUCUUUGUGAUUGAUAGUUGCAAGGCGAAGAUCAAAUUGUUCACAUCGCAUAAUAACAUGACGAGUUAUGCGACCGUUUGGGCCUCCAAGACGAAUUUGGAGCAGAGGAAGGGGCGCGCGGGGAGAGUGAGACCUGGUUUUUGCUUCCAUCUGUGCUCGAAGGCGCGAUUCGACAAAUUAGACGAACAUAUGACACCGGAAAUGUUCCGGACGCCAUUACACGAGUUGGCUUUGAGUAUAAAAUUGUUGAAAUUGGGGUCUAUUGGGCAUUUCCUUAGCAAAGCUAUUGAACCACCUCCACUUGAUGCUGUGAUCGAAGCUGAAGUUUUAUUGCGAGAAAUGAAAUGUUUGGACACCAAUGAUGAGCUUACUCCUCUCGGCCGCAUCAUUGCCAAACUUCCGAUCGAACCACGAUUGGGAAAAAUGAUGGUUUUGGGUUGCAUUUUCAUGUGUGGGGGCCCUUUGGCAACAAUGGCCGCCAAUUCGUCAACAUUCCCCGAAAUUUUCACCCUCGACAUGGGCCAGAGACGUCUGAGUCACCACCAAAAGGCCCUGGCCGGCGACAGGUGCUCCGACCACGUUGCCAUGUUGACGGCUUUCGAGUUGUGGGACCAAGCUCGCGCUGGGGGCGAAGAAGCCGAACAAAGAUUCUGCGAGUACAAAGGCAUAAGUAUGGCGACUAUGCGUGUCACGUGGGAGGCUAAACACCAAUUGCAACAAAUCCUCAAUUCUGUGGGUUUCCCAGAAGAGACUUUGGCCCCGAUUCCCAUGGAGACGAUCGGACCUGAUCCGAAAUUGGACGUUGUGAUGGCAUUGAUGUGUUACGGUCUUUAUCCCAACGUUUGUUAUCACAAAGAGAAACGAAAAGUUUUGACAACUGAGAGCAAAGCAGCUUUGAUACAUAAAACUUCAGUCAAUUGUAGUAACUUUGAACAGACAUUCCCGUACCCAUUCUUCGUUUUUGGGGAGAAAAUACGAACGAGGGCUGUGUCGUGCAAACAAAUGAGUAUGGUGACGCCGAUUCAUUUGUUAUUGUUUGGGUCCCGAAAGAUUGAUUGGGUUGAUGGUGUUGUACGACUCGACAAUUGGAUAAAUCUAAAUAUGGAUCCACAAGUGGCGGCCCAUAUCGUCGCUUUGAGGCCCGCUCUGGAAAGUUUGGUUGUCCGAGCGUCACAAGAGCCGGAACAAAUUCUCGAAAUGUCUCCAGGAGACCUCAAAUUCGUGGCCACUAUUAAAGAAUUGUGCAAAUUGCAUGCUGGGAGUUACCAAAUCGAGAGGGCUAAACCUCAACUGCAACAAUCGAGACGUCCUCCACGAGGGCAUUCUUUAGGUUUUCAAGGACCUCCACCUAAAUUUUUCAGAGGGGGGUCUAGAGGAGGCUUCGGCGAUAAUAGAGGAGGCUUCCGUGGGGGUUUUGAUGGGAGUCCAGGCCGUGGGUUUGGGCCGAAUCGAGGGUUUGGCGGAAGAGGGGGCUUUAGAGGUAGAGGCGGAUUUCCAGGCCGUGGUUUUAGAGGCGGGUUCAAUAAUGGAUACAAUAAUUACUAAGUGUAUUGUUAGGAAUAAGUGUCUAGAAUUAUUUAUGUAUUUUGAAAAUAAAUUAUAAAUCAAAAA
Tribolium madens (black flour beetle) is the source of this 4003-nucleotide messenger RNA. It is a transcript of the gene mle, whose product is annotated as dosage compensation regulator. Gene Ontology annotation, biological process: positive regulation of transcription by RNA polymerase II; regulation of mRNA processing. Bases 839 to 3937 code for a protein of 1032 amino acids. Gene Ontology annotation, molecular function: double-stranded RNA binding; 3'-5' DNA helicase activity; ATP binding. The record is from RefSeq and is a predicted model, not a curated record. The transcript is spliced from 8 exons. Lineage: Eukaryota; Metazoa; Arthropoda; Insecta; Coleoptera; Tenebrionidae. Gene Ontology annotation, cellular component: intracellular anatomical structure; ribonucleoprotein complex; nucleolus.